Molecule: messenger RNA, 4373 nt
Organism: Gadus macrocephalus (Pacific cod)
Lineage: Eukaryota; Metazoa; Chordata; Actinopteri; Gadiformes; Gadidae
Exons: 3
Coding region: 1478-4057 (859 amino acids)
Source: RefSeq, a predicted model, not a curated record
GUGUUAAUCAGGUUCAUAAGCCCCAAGGCUCAUAUCGGUGUCUCUGAGGUGAGUACAGGGGGGUCACCGUCCAACACGCCAGCUCUCAAACAGGUUGGUGCUUUCAUACUAGGUUUCUGAGUCUCUCUCUCUCUCUCUCUCUCUCUCUCUCUCUCUCUCUCUCUCUCUCUCUCUCGCCUGUUCCUUUGAAAUUGGGGGUACUUUGUUCAGUAAAAUGUAGAUGUUAAGUCUAUGUUUUCUUUAGACCUAUAAACACCCAUCCCACAAGAACAGCAAUCUUUACUUACAUCCUAGUAAUUGAAAACAACCUACUCAUUCACUCAAAACAAAUAUAAAUGACAAUGAAGGAAAGUCUAAUGCAAAAUGUUUGCUUUAAAAAUCCCCAAGCAAAGUAGAUCCGUAUUGUACUUAACUACUAGCGUUGAAACCCUUUCCACCAGUGCAUGUGAAUAGAGUGUGUAUCAAUGUCCCUGUAAGUAGAGAUCCAGAGUGUGUUAACAGUAAUGCUGCGGCAUCAUUCUCUCCCUAGCCGAGAGAGUGGAAUUACACAGCUAAGCUCAUUACCUUGUAUUAAUAUCUCCUGUCCCAAUGUGGCGCUGCGGUUGAUAAUCCCACACCCUGCCUGAAUCCAUGAAUGCAGGUGCGAAGAGUGAAGACGUAUGAAUCAGUAUGAAUAUAGAUGGAGGCUACAUGACUCUCCAGCAUCACUUCUUAUUCAAACCGGCAAGAUCAGGAUCUUGGUCUGGUUUUAAUGCCACACCAAUCGAUUGUUGAUAAUUGUCCGGCAACAGGCCAGCGAGGGCAAGAUGCCCUCACCCCCUGCCUGAAUGACCAAACAUGCGCUGCAAGUGGCUUCGGAAAAAGGCCUCGGCUAAAGUUGACUCACUAAAGAAAUUGUGGCGUGUAAUUCUGUGGGUCCUCCGAAGGGAGCUGGAUGGUUUGAUGUGAUUUCACAGGCAUCCAUGUCGUUUAUAGACCUCAUUAGCAGCAUGGUCGUCUGCAGCGCUGCGUCGGCACGGCGACAGCAGGAAGCUGAUUAGCAGAGGGGUCGUCCUAGUGAGCCGAACGGAUCGCAGCAGGAGGGGACAUCCCCCUGCUUAGUAAACAAGUGAGAGAGAAUCUAUUAAAGAAUAAACAUGGACAGGUGAACUCGCACCCAGAGGCAAAUAGGACGGAGCGUGGAGCCAUGUGCUGGAAUAAUACAAAGAUGCUGAAAUAACUACUCGACUGAAUUUAUGUAGCACCUCAUGAACGCUCUUUCAUUACCAGUGACAUGCCUUUAAAAAGCGCUCCAUAUUAAAGAAACUUUUUUGCUGUUUUGUAAUGGUUUGUAAAAAGGUCAGGCUCAACAGAAGGCACACUUAAACAGGUUGCAUUCAUCUCUAAAGCGACAAGUGACGGUAACUUGUAGUCUCCUCGUGAUCAGUGCGGUCCGGGAGACUGAACCCAGUGCCAGUGCUUCAUCUGUGCCGUUACCAUGGCAAUGAAGGCAGAUUCUCUGAGCUCCCCCGGGAGCCCGGUGUCCCGGGAUGACCCGGGCCUGUGGAUGACGCUGGACCUCCACCCUGACCCUCGACCCCCCCGUCCGACCUCCGCCCAGACACAUGGAUCGGACCUGGGGGCCGGUGCUGCCUCUGGCGCCGCCGGCGUAGAGGCUCAGGUCUACGUCUUCCUGCCUCCUCCGCGACGGUGCACCGCACCGCCACCACCGCCAGGAGAAGCUACGCCACCGACUCACACCCCUGCCCAUGAUCCUUGCGUGAGCUGUCCCGCUGGAGGGACAGGUGAGGUCACGCAGGCUAAGGGAAAUCCUGCCGGCUUAGGGAGGCGCCCUGCCGAGAGACAGACGGUGGCUGAGCACAGCGAGGUCACGGACGAGGAAACAGGCAGCGAGAGAGAGGGGAACCGGGACCCAGAGGAUCAACAGCAGCCAGGGGAUAUGGAAACCGAAACCGCCUGUGAAGAGAAGGACGCCAAUACAGCACAACACAUUGAAAGCCUGAUUAUGGCGGGCGGAGUCGAAACCCUGGCGCAAACUAGCAGCGAUGCAUCAGAGCAACCGCGCAGUCCCGACACGUCGAAGGACCCUGAAGAGGGAUCUGGGAGCCAUUCUGGUCGGAUGGGGGUAACUAUCUCCACUGAGGAAUACAAGGCCUCGACCUCCCCCCCUUCAGACCUGGAGGACGGUCGAGAGGAAGAGGAGAGCGGCACCCUGUUGCCUUCAGGGCAGAACAAAUCUCUUCCCCCGGGGAUUAAAUCUCCGGGAGAAAGUGAGGACACCUCUUCUGUCUCUGCUGGCACAAACUCUCUCAGCCCAACAAAUGGGGGUAUUGCCGGCCAUGACUGCCUUGCUUCAGAUGUGACAGACCUAACAGACAUUGAGUCCGCUCAGGAAGAUGACCGUCCUCCAGAAAACAUCAUGGAGGAGGAGGUACCAGAUAUUGUCGAACCGCUGGACAGUGACACGGUGAAGGAACAGUUGGGAGUCAGGAGGCAGAGUGACAACCUACCAUCCCUUUCCACCCACCUCGCUGUCGAGUCCUCCGCCGACCAACACACUGAGCUCCUGCUCCCUACUCCGGAACCUGGCCGCCGACAGAGUCAGAGCGACGGGAGCGAGGCCAUAUCCUACGUGAUCCAGCAGGGGGAGCUGUUGCUUCAGCGGCUGCAGUACGUCCAGGACAGACAGGACACACAGCCGCCCACCACACCGCCCGCCGGGGUCCCAGCCAAUCAGACGGCUGAUGAAGGAGAGGAAGGGGAGCAGGAGAGCGGUGCAGCGUGGAGUGAGGGGCAGAGUUUGGGAGCGGGGGAGGAGGGCGGGGCUUAUGAAGUCGAACUAAGGGUGGAGAACAGAUCAACCCUGGUGGGAGAGGAUGAAGAGUGUGGACGGACCGAGGGACAGGGAGAGAGUGAAAGGACCGAAGAGGGUGUUAUCAAAGAGGGGUUGGCAGCGAUACCGGUGGAUCCCACCCUAGCCCCCCGCCCUCACCUCGGGGUCCCACGGUUAGAGAACAUCCCAAGCGAUCAUCAGAGUGACACCGGGGUCUCGGCGGACGUCUCCCCGACGCAUGCGCAGGGGGCGCCGACCCCCACCGAGACCCCCGUUGUGGAGAUCAGCCCCGAUGUGCUGGAGAUUCCCUUCAAGACCCCUAUCCUCCUCAAAGAGCUGCCGGGCGGAGAAACCGGCACGGCCAGGUGCCUGACCCGGCAGUUCUCGGAGAAGAAGAUGCAGAAGGAGAUCAGCCAGGAGCGGCAGAGGGAGCUGGUGCUGGUCAACCAGGGCACCAUCCCCGGGGAGUACCGCAAGGAGGGGACCCGGCAACUGAAGGAGACCAAGAAGCUCUUCGAGGGCCUCCUGCGGGGCUCCGCCGAGGGGGCGGUCAGGCUCAGUAAAACCACCUUCACGGACCCCGUCUACCCCUCGGUUCUGGAGCGCACCCGCAGCAUGGAGAUGCUGUCUCUGCGGGGCCAGCCGGUCUGCCGGACCCAGUCCCUCAGGGUACCCCGAUCCGAGGCCACCAACGGGGGGUGGAGAAGGGAGAGGUGCCGGUCCCGGAGCCCUGUCGCAGGGCCCUACCGCAGGCUCGAGCACAAUCUGCGCCAUCACAGGAGCAUGGACUCUCUGAGCGUUGAGGCCCUGGCGUCCAAACCGGGGAGCCGGAGCAAGGCUAAAAAGCUGGAGCCCUUUCUGGGGGCGAACCCGUUCGUCAAGCUGCGGCCUGCGCUGGCCCGCCAGCCGGAGGUCCAGAAGGACAUCCAGGAGUCCAGGGAGCGAGAGGAGGAGCUGCGCAGACAGAGGUGUGCUCUGUACGGAGAGAGCCUCCAGCCCCAGGAGGACGAGGACCCAGCCGCACCCACAGACAGCAGCACAGCAGCAGAUCCCAGGCAGCAGUCCAAGGGGAAAUUGGACCGGAUUUGGCCGCCACCGCCCAGGACAGGCGGGCCGAGCUCUGGCCAGACACAGGGGCCCCGGGCUUCCCGACCGGGGGGUCAUGUGACCGGGCUGUCCCAGCGCUGGGAAGCGGCCAGUCGCCCCAGUACAGACCAGUCGUAAUCAUUGACCAGAUGACCUUUGACCUCUGAAAGGACCACGGCAACCUUGCUGCACCGACCGAUGUGGACGACCUGAUUCCUGAAACACGUCAAACUCUGUUGUCAUGACGAUGCGUUCCGUAAUGUCAACGGCGUUGUCAUGGCGUUCCUGUUCCAUUCCGUUAUCUUGAGUAGCUUUGUUCAUCUUAUUUUGCUCUCAACUGUGUUCUCUAGAUCCCAUUCAGACAGGCUUUGGAUUAACUGUAUGCUCAUAAAGGUUGUAUAAAUCCCUAUUUUAUAGCUCAAAUUGACAUGCAAGUAAAGAAAUAUCAUGAGUA